Molecule: messenger RNA, 2013 nt
Organism: Penicillium malachiteum
Lineage: Eukaryota; Fungi; Ascomycota; Eurotiomycetes; Eurotiales; Aspergillaceae
Product: U4/U6-U5 snRNP complex subunit SNU66
Exons: 1
Coding region: 1-2013 (670 amino acids)
Biological process (GO): maturation of 5S rRNA; mRNA cis splicing, via spliceosome
Cellular component (GO): U4/U6 x U5 tri-snRNP complex
Source: RefSeq, a predicted model, not a curated record
AUGACGGACGCCGUAUCCAUCGAACAGACCAAUAAAAUCCGAGUCUCACUCGGUCUCAAACCACUCCCUGUUCCCGGUGCCGACGCCACCGGUCCAGAUUUCAGAGAUGACGAUUCCUCGAGCGGUUCCGAAGACGAAGAAGACCCUGCGAGUACAUUAGAAACCCGCCAAGCGGAAGGAUACGCAAACUGGAAGAAACUUCAAGAUGAAGCCGACGCGAAACGCCGACGAGAAGAAAAGAACGCCGCGAUCAAAAAAGCACGCGAUGAAGCCCAGCGGAAACUCAAACUGGCAGGACCGACCUUGGGCGAUACAGAUAGCGCCGAACUUGACACCAAGGCCUGGCUGAUGCAGUCGAGGAAGCGAACGAAGAAGAUCGAGAAAGAGCGUGCGCGCAAACUUGCGGAAGAGCUUGAAGAGCGAGAGCGAGAGGCUGCGAUUCAGUACACUUCUGCGGACUUAGCUGGUGUCAAGGUCGGACACUCCAUUGGUGCCUUUGAGGGCGGCGAAGAUCAUAUUCUUACCUUGAAGGAUGCUGGUGUGGACGAUGAUGAAGAAGGCGAUGAACUCGAGGAUGUGAAUUUGGUGGAGAAGGAGAAGACCGAGGAAAAGCUUGAGUUAAAGAAGCGCAAGCCUGUCUACGAUCCUACGGCUGAGAAUCAUGGAAUUCUCUCACACUACGAUGAGGAGAUCGAGGGUAAGAAGCGCAAGAGAUUUACGCUAGAUGCCAAGGGCUCCACUGAAGAGGAACGAGAGGCUAAGCGACAGGAAGUCUCGAAUAAAUUGAGGAUGGGUGCCAUCAACCUUGAUUUGGAACCUGAGAUUCCAACUUCCGAUUAUAUGGAUAUCAGUGAGGUCAAGAUCAAGAAACCAACAAAGAAGAAGAGCAAGACUACCAAACAACGAGCCACCAUCGAGGAGGAUGACAUAUUCCCUGCCGCUGAAUCAAAUGGAGCGUCCAUGGAUAUUGAUUCGGCUAAUGGAGUCCCCGUAUCUGCUCCGCGAAAGCCAGUGGAUCAAAAUGUUUCGUUCGUGGAUGAUGAUGACCUACAAGCAUCUCUUGCCCUUCAACGACGCGCUGCGUUCAAGAAGCGUAAGAAGAUGCGUCCCGAAGAUCUUGCUCAGCAGCUCCGUGAAGAAGAAUCACAAACUCCCAUGGAAGUGGAGACACCUGGGGAAGACACCGAAGAACCCGGUCUCGUCAUCGAUGAAACCUCUGAAUUUAUUUCCAACCUACAGAAACCUACCCUCCCUGAACGAGAAGAGAGACGGAAUUCUACACCCACCACAGAGGCAGCUCCUCAGCCACAAAUCGAAGACGAGCCAGAAGAUGUGGACAUGGAGCGCUCCUACAAUGAUAUUGAGGAUGAUGAGGACCUUGCCGAGCGUCUCAAGCGCGAGAAAGCUCAACAGCCCAAACAAGAACUCACAGGCACUGGACUGGAGGAAGAAUCUACUCUGGAUCAGGGUCUGGGAGCUACAUUGUCUAUGCUCAGACAGCGUGGUUUGGUGAAGGAGACCAACAGCAGCGACCAAAAUGCUCUCAUGCGGGAUCGUCAACGUUUCCUGCAAGACAAGAUGAACCGUGAGGUCGAUGUCGACCGCCGUGCCCGCUUGCAACGUGAACGUGACCGUGCUUCUGGCAAGCUCGACCGCAUGUCUGCCCGUGAGCGUGAGGAACACGCACGCUGGGAGAACAAGCAACGUGAUCAACAAGAAGCGCGACACAUGGCCGAGGUGUUCAACAAGGAGUACAAGCCCGAUGUGCAACUCAAGUAUGUUGACGAGUAUGGCCGUUCGAUGAACCAGAAGGAGGCAUUCAAGCACCUCAGUCAUCAAUUCCACGGCAAGGGCAGUGGCAAGAUGAAGACCGAGAAGCGGUUGAAGAAGAUUGAGGAUGAGCAAAAACGCGAGGCCAUGAGUACAUUGGAUAGCAGUCAGCAUACGGGUAUGAACAAUGCCAUGGGAGCUCAAGCACGAAAGAACCGUCAGGCUGGUGUGCGACUUGGUUGA